AUGGAAGGCCUCUCCCAGGUUCGAAGUACCCCGUACCCGGGCCACAGCUACGAUGGAUCCGUGCUGUGGAUCCGGGCUACACGGGAUCCGACCUGGCCCGUCCGGCCUGGGCCUCUCCUCCCACCUGGGCUCUCGACCAGUCGCAAUGCGCGCGCGCCGAAAUCACCAGCCGUCCAGAUUGCGAACCAAGGCCGUGGAAGGGACGACGAGAUGGCGCCAGAAGCCCGCGCGCGGUGGUUAUGCAGAGAGCCCGGGGAGAAGGAAGCUUGGCGGCCGUCGACCAUGUUUGCGGCGCGCGCUGGCAAAAGGGCCACAUUUGUCUGGAAGUAUUUCCAAUCGAGGUUGAGGGAGGGGCAGGACCCCUCUCCGCACCUGUUCGGCACCCUGCCCAAGGGCAGCCAGCCAUGCCCUCAUCCGACUGACGACAACCCUCGGAGGAACGCUAAGGCCAGUCCUCAAGGGGCGCGAUUCGCUCAGCUCGACGCGUCUGCAAGACUGGCGGGCCUUGGCAGCUGCGACGAGAAUCGAACUGGGUAAAGCUCGUCAAAUAAGCUCAAUGUCGCUUCUUUUUUGACAGCACAGAAGGAGAGUCACGUCAGGAUUGCACUAAACAAGGUGGCCCAACCUGCCACGCGGGCUUGAACAAUUAUUGAUGCCUGAGCCUAGCGGCGGGUGGAUGAUGAUAACGAGCAAAAGCCGC
Molecule: messenger RNA, 700 nt
Organism: Gaeumannomyces tritici R3-111a-1
Lineage: Eukaryota; Fungi; Ascomycota; Sordariomycetes; Magnaporthales; Magnaporthaceae
Exons: 3
Coding region: 1-537 (178 amino acids)
Source: RefSeq, a predicted model, not a curated record